CUCACGGAACCGUCUCACUCGCCAUUUCCGCUCCCUUCUUUUGUCCUUAUGGAUUCGUCUUUCCAUCUGGUCAUCCCGGUAGUCCACAGAGUUUGUCCCCACCCACCUUUGAGCUACGAUGGCGUGGAGAUGCCAAAGCUGGAGGGCUUCGAGUUCUGGAGCCGCACGCUGGGCGGCGCCCGGCACGUGGUGGCCCCCAUGGUGGACCAGAGCGAACUGGCUUGGAGGCUGCUGAGCCGCCGCCACGGGGCCCAGCUCUGCUACACGCCCAUGCUGCACGCCCAGGUCUUCGUGCGCGAUGCCAACUACCGGAAGGAGAACCUGUACUGCGAGGUGUGCCCGGAGGACCGGCCCCUCAUCGUGCAGGUCACAGGUGAAUUCUUGUGGGGCCCAGCAGCCAAGGGACCAGGGCCUGGCUGGGGUUCAUGGCAGCUGUCGCGGCUCUUCCAGUUCUGUGCCAACGACCCAGAAGUGUUCGUCCAGGCGGCUCUCCUAGCUCAGGAUCACUGUGACGCCAUCGAUCUGAAUUUGGGCUGCCCACAGAUGAUAGCCAAGCGAGGUCACUAUGGAGCCUUCCUACAGGAGGAGUGGGACCUGCUCCAGAGAAUGAUUCUGCUGGCCCACGAGAAACUCUCUGUCCCGGUCACAUGCAAAAUCCGUGUCUUCCCCGACAUCGACAAAACCGUGAGGUAUGCCCGGAUGCUGGAGAAGGCUGGCUGCCAGCUGCUGACCGUGCACGGGCGCACCAAGGAGCAGAAGGGGCCGCUGUCCGGCCCUGCGUCCUGGGAGCACAUCAAGGCCGUGCGGAAAGCAGUGGCCAUCCCCGUGUUUGCCAACGGGAACAUCCAGUGCUUGCGGGACGUGGAGCGCUGCAUCCAGGACACAGGGGUGCAGGGCGUCAUGAGUGCGGAAGGCAACCUGCACAAUCCCGCCCUGUUUGAGGGCCGCAGCCCCGCAGUGUGGGAACUGGCCGACGAGUACCUGGCCAUCGUGCAGCGGCACCCCUGCCCCCUGUCCUACGUCCGGGCCCACCUCUUCAAGCUGUGGCACCACACGCUGCAGGUGCACCAGCAGCUUCGAGAGGAGCUUGCCAAAGUGAAGACCCUGGAGGGCAUCGCCGCGGUGAGCCAGGAGCUGAAACUUCGGUGUCAGGAGGACAUGUCCAGGCAGAAGGAGGGGGAGAAGCCUGCAGGCGGCUUGCCAUUCUUCCACUGGAUCUGCCAGCCCUACUUCCGGCCAGGGCCCAAGGAGGGCAGUAGGGAGAACGGGGCUGCCCGCAGCAAGCGGGCCCUGGAGGAGGAGGAGGGCAGCGUGGACGUCCUGUCUAAGAACAAGCAGAAGAAGCAGCUGAGGAACCCCCAUAAGACCUUCGACCCCUCGCUGAAACCAAAAUAUGCAAAGUGCGACCAGUGUGGAAACCCAAAGGGCAACAGGUGCGUGUUCAACCUGUGCCGGGGCUGCUGCAAGAAGCAGGCUUCCCAGGAGACUGCGGACUGCCCAGGUCACGGACUGCUUUUUAAAACCAAAUUGGAGAAGUCUCUGGCCUGGAAGGGGGCCCAGCCUCGGCUUCCGGACCCUCAGCAGGCCGGGCCCAGGGAGCCCACUGGCUUCCCUGAGGUUGUGGGCAGUGCCUUGGCCUGAAGAGCGAGGGAGCCGGACACACUGCCCCUCCGGGCCCAGGACUGCUGCUGGAGAGUGAGUCCCUCGUAAGGAAACGCCUCGACUCAGGGAGUCCCCGCCACUUCAUGCGGAAAGACGAGCUGACGGCCCGCCCCGACCCGCGCUGGGGCCCAGAGUGCUGCGCCAGCGAGCAGGCUCCCAGGCUGGACCUGCCCUGUCCUCGCAACUUGCGUGUGUCCGACCGCAACCGCGAACAAUAAACCACGUCAAAGACGCAUGCAGA
This is a messenger RNA of Pteropus alecto (black flying fox), 1903 nucleotides long. RefSeq names its product dihydrouridine synthase 1 like (gene DUS1L). The coding region runs from base 49 to 1641 and encodes 530 amino acids. The transcript is spliced from 14 exons. NCBI's taxonomy places the organism in Eukaryota, Metazoa, Chordata, Mammalia, Chiroptera, Pteropodidae. Gene Ontology annotation, biological process: tRNA processing. Gene Ontology annotation, molecular function: tRNA dihydrouridine synthase activity; flavin adenine dinucleotide binding. The record is from RefSeq and is a predicted model, not a curated record.